This is a messenger RNA of Conger conger (European conger), 6250 nucleotides long. Its product is annotated as cadherin-5-like. Gene Ontology annotation, molecular function: calcium ion binding; cadherin binding. Gene Ontology annotation, cellular component: bicellular tight junction; adherens junction; plasma membrane. The coding region runs from base 120 to 2432 and encodes 770 amino acids. NCBI's taxonomy places the organism in Eukaryota, Metazoa, Chordata, Actinopteri, Anguilliformes, Congridae. Gene Ontology annotation, biological process: vasculature development; regulation of establishment of cell polarity; cell morphogenesis. The record is from RefSeq and is a predicted model, not a curated record. The transcript has 12 exons.
GUCCACACACAGUAGCACUGAACUGUCACAAUUGUCCUCUUCCUCAAGGAUCUAUUGCUCAUUUUAUGGAAUAGUACAAGAGCGGCAUUUGGACAUUUGUAUUGAAUCUACUACAGAGAAUGCGGCAGUCUGUGGUGAAGCAGGUGAUGGGACAAGCAAUGUGGGCAGAGUUAUGUGUCUUCGCUGUCCUUAUUGGCUUAGUUACCACAGAAAGCACAGCCAACAGAGGGACACCUAAACACAACGCAAUACAGCAGAGACAUAAAAGAGAUUGGCAGUGGAACUUUCUCUUUUUGGAAGAGGAGAAAUCCAACCCCCCACAUUAUGUAGGAAAGCUAAAAUCAACAAUGGCCAGUGAUCAGACAAAGUUUGUCAUAAAAGGAGACGGUGCCAACUCAAUUUUUCAAGUCUCUAGCCAAGGAGACAUUUAUGCCAUGAAGAAGCUGGACCGGGAAGUAAAGAGUACAUACUACCUUACAGCUCAUCUUCUGGAUAUCACCACCAACAAAUCAGUGGAAGCUGCAGAACCAUUUAAUAUCAAAAUUAUUGACCUGAAUGACAACAAUCCUGUGUUUCCAUCAAGCUACAACGGAUCUAUCCUUGAGAGAUCUGCCACAGGAACACAUGUGCUGACAGUGACUGCUACUGAUGCAGAUGAUCCAACUACUGCCAAUGGACAAGUUGAAUACAAAUUGCUAAAUGAAAAUGAUAUCUUUGAAAUUGAUAACAGUGGGAAAAUUACAACAAAAAUUGACUUCCUAGACCGGGAGAAGCAAAAUGCAUACAUAGUCGUGGUUCAUGCCAAGGAUAUGCCAGGCAUGAAAACUGGAGGCAGUGUGACCACCACAGUCACCAUCACCAUGAGCGACAUUAAUGAUAACAUGGCCACCUUUAAGAAAAAGAUGUACAGUUUUGAUGUCAGAGAAGAUGAGGAGGAGGAUUUUAAAAUUGGUACAGUGGAAACCGAGGACAAGGAUGAGGAGCAGAACAAAGAUCCAGUGUACAGCAUAGUGGCCGAUUACACCACAGAGCCCAAAUUCACCAGUGUGUUUAAGAUAGAAAGAAACCCAUGGAAAGAUGGAGUCCUCACUUUAAAACAGAAACUGGAUUUUGAAAGCAGGAAGGUGUAUACCUUUGAUGUUCAGGUGCAUGAGGACAAUCUCCAAAGACCUCCUGAUGACCAGGGUGCAUAUGCGGACACCAAGGCUAAGGUUAUCAUAAAUGUGCUGAAUGUUGAUGAGCCACCUGUAUUCAGCAAAAAGGCUUACACCUUCAGUCUUCGGGAAGAUGCCAAAGCCUCCACUAAGAUUGGAGGUGUCUUGGCCAGAGACCCAGAUGCAGCCCAGCACAUGAUACGAUACUCCAUAGACGACCCAAGAUGUCCAGUAAAGAUUGACCCAAAGACUGGUGACAUGUACACGGACAGGACACUGGACCGGGAACUCAUCGCCUUCCACUCAUUCUACGUGACUGCUGAGGAGCACACACCCAAAGCACUGAAAUCUUAUGUGAAUGUAAGCCUUGUGGUUCUUGAUUUCAAUGACAAUGCUCCAGAGCUGACAGACAUCCAAGACCUCUUUGCGUGUGAGGAUGAUGGACCUGGCAUGGUAAUCGGAACCAUAGGGGCAUCAGACAAAGAUGAUCAUCCGCAGAGAUUCAUAUUUUCUCUUGCAAACCCAAGCCCACAUUUCUCACUCAUCAGUGAAGGCAGUAGUACUGCCAACAUCACAGUGACACAGGGAGGCUUUCACCUGGAUGACAGGCGGGAGAACUUAAUGGAGAUUGUGCUGGAGGAUAGUGGCUCCCCUGCUCUCAGCAGCACCACCACUGUCACCAUCCGUGUGUGCAGCUGCGGCAGAGACAGGAAGCACUAUUACUGCAAGCCCGCGUCCCCUCAGGCCGGUGUCAGCACAAGUGCCCUCGUUGUCAUUCUCCUCUGCAUCCUCGCCGUACUGGUCUUCCUGAUAGCCAUCAUGUUGAACAAGCGGUGCCAGAAGGACGAUCUGGCCACCAUGGGAAGGAGCUCCGGAGAGAUCUACGAGCAGCUAGUGGCUUACGAUGAGGAGGGCGGCGGGGAGAUGGACACUAACGGCUACGACGUGGCCCUCCUGACCUCAGCAAGGAAUGAGGGCAGGCUGCAGCAGGUGCCCGCUCUGUACGCUGCUGUCAGGAGGCCCCUGGCAGACAGGGGCCACGUGGCCGCCAUGAUUGAGGCAAAGAAGGAGGCGGCCGACCUCGACAGAGACGGAAGCCCGUAUGACACCCUGCACAUCUACGGUUACGAGGGGCCCGGAUCAUUCACCAGCAGCCUGAGCUCCCUGGAGACGUCCUCUUCCUGCGCCUCCAGCCUAGACUACGACGUGCUCAGCGAAUGGGGCCCGCGUUUCCAGACCCUGGCGGAGCUGUACAGGCCAGACAGCGCCGAAAAUUAAUUACUAUCAAUACCAAGCUCAGAGCCAGCAGGCAGCCUUCGAUUAAACUGAACUUCCAUUUUGUUUGUCACGCUACCGCAGACCUUCUUCACCGACUUUUCAUGGAAUACCCUUAAAAUGUCUCUCGCUGACUGUCCCAGGUUCUGACAUUCUGGAUAUUCAAGGCUUUCACCUUGCCAGUGCCUUGUGCACUCUAUUGUUGUAGGGUUUUGUUCCUUUGUACUAUAUUUGUCCCAGUCAUAUUUUUUUCAAGUCUCGUUACUUUUCUGAAAAGUGUUAUACAUAUUGUUACACAAAAUACACCCAAAGGGCAUUACUGUUAUUUAGGUCCUGAUUAAACAGUGACACAAAUCACAGUAAAUGGCACAUAUCUCAAGCAAUGGCUCAUUGGCAUGAAACUUUCACAGCACAAAGGUUUCUGAAAAGCAGAUCAUUCUUCAGUUAUUUUGGAAGGCCAAUAGUAUGUUGAUGGAGUGUAAAAAAGCAAUGAACUAGGUUUUUAAGAAUGCUGCUGGGUGGCUCAUUCGGUUAAGUCUGUGCUGUGGCGCAAGGAACAGCCUCACAGUCUUGGAUUGAAUCCAGAUGUCAGUACCAACUGUGGCUGGUAGCUCCAUAGGGUGAUGUGCAAUGGCAAUUUGUGAUUGCGUCUCCCAGUGUAUGAGAGGGCUCAGUCAGUUAAGAUAGCGUGGAAAGAAGCAGGCUGGUGACUGGCUGAGAACUGGGGCUGUCCACACACUGAAUCAACGGUGAACAUGGUUGUAGUUGCAUACAAAUGGACCUUCCAAAUUAUUGUAGGACGGGAAUAGGACAUGUUAAAUUGGAUGUGGCUGCAGUAGCAGAUAAUUGGACAUUUCAAAAUAAAGAUGGAAAUUGGACAUAAUUAUUCAACCUCAGAAUAGACACCAAAUUUAUAAUAAAAAACAAAAUGUAAAGAUUAUGUUAUGGUCAAUCUGUUGCUCUUUAGCGAAAAAAUAUGUGUAAAAAUAUGUAUUUUCUUCUUCUUUUUUCAAUUGUGAAAAAAGUGUGUUUUGAGUAUUUAUAAAUGAAGACGUAUUACUGCUAAUAACCGUAUGCAGCAUUGUAUGUAAAUAUCUGGUACUGGCCAAGUAUAUUCUCUUUUUAACUAGGAAAAUAUUGAGUCAUUCAGGGAUUGACAUUGACAUUGACAUUCACUCCUUGUUUAAUUUGGCAGGACUCAAGAACACAUAGUACAUUCAAUAGACCAUCAAGUAGCACAAAUCGGAAAAAUAAACCUUUUAUAUCACAACUCCUGAACCAAGACAAUAACUGCAAUGACAUUUGUAAAUGAUUACUGAUAUUUCAGUGAACCAAUACACAAUUUCACAAAGAAAUUGACUGCAUUAAAACAAACAUAUAUCCACAAUUGCAGCUGCAUAGACAAUGUAUUGACAUAGAUUCAUAAUUAUGGGUCACCCUGACCGAAACAAAUAAUUGCAUCUUAGCUUCACUCCAUUUGUUUUUCCCCCCAACAAUUUUGUUCUACUAGUCCUGGUCCCAUAAAACACAGAUACAAUGUGAGGAAGUCAGCCCACGAUUUUCCUGUUCACAUUCCUGAAGGGUUGGACUCCCACCCUAGACACAGCUCACAAUAUCUAAACAAAACAGAAUAGACUUCCUCCACAUGCGUUGAGGAAGACCAUUCCCUGUUUGGCUGUCAUUUGACUGCAAAAACACUUAGUGGCUCUAUUUCCAUCUCUGCAUCUGGGGAAAAAGCUGCAGUCUGUAGAAUAUAAUGAAGUUUAAUCUUUUGCAUCAUGAAGAACAAUUAAUCAGCAACUAGUGUCCACCAAAAAGCUUUUCCUGGCAUACUGUAACAGAGGUUUUUUUACUCUACUUCAUCAUGUCAUUUUGUAUCAAGUCCAUGUAUUUUUCAUCUUUCAUAUAUUUUUAUUGUAGACACCCGUGUAGUUUCAAAUCUGCAUUACUUUUUCUUUGGGGUCAAAUCAUUGAGGUCAUGUCUUUUCAAUCCAAUUAUGGAAUUACCUGAAAGACUUUUUUUUGUAUUUUGUAUUUUUUGUACAAUCAGAAUGAUAUUUGCAUUAUACUGUCACUAAAUGCACAUGCAAGCAGGGGUGCUGUAAAGAGGGGGUGGGUUAGGAUGAUUCCAAGGGCCCUGACUGACAGGGGCCCUCAAAAAAUAUUACAACAUGGUAACAUCUAGUGAUGGGGCCCAAAGUGAGAUCCUUUCAUGGGGCCCAAAAUCCCUGGUGCAAGACACAAAAUGUCUUAAUAACAAUAACUGCUUUUUUCAAAUAAGUUGUUGUUUGUCCCAAAUAUGUGUAAAUGCUUUUUUACUGUUCAGAACAGAGGAUAUCGUUUUAUCAUAUUCAUAUGCCCCAUGACUAUGUAUUCACUGUAAAUGGCUCUUGACUUUAGUCUAUGUUUCCCGUGAAAAAUAACAGUACACACCACAGAAUGUGCAUGCAGAUAUUUAUGUUCACUGUAUGUACUGUACAUGCCAAUAGGUGUCAGUAUUUGGCAACUGAAGUGAAAGGAAACGUCCACAAAAUAAUGCAUCUCAAAAAAUGUACUUCAGAGAAGUGAGGUCAGGAAAGCUGUCAUAUAUCCACUGUGUAAGAUCACUGACAUUGCUUUACCAUGGGGCUCAAUGUUAAAAUAUAUAUUUUUUCAGAAAACAUUCAGUAAAUUCAAUAGGUCAUUACAGGGUAAAUAAUUGCUGAUUGUUUUAGUUUCUUGGUUAGCAAUCAAAAUGUGCCUUUGUGAGUAUAUGUGCAGAAUAUGCCCUGUUUGUAUUGUAUAUGACAAUAUGUAUUGUAGAUGAUACUGCCGAAUACUCACAGACAAUUUUAUAUGACUAUAAAAUUUGUCAUAGUCUUCUUCUGAUGAAGAGGAAUAUACUGUAAGCCUAAUUUCAUGGCUAAAAAAACUAAACUUAUCUGACCCACACUCGUCUGACCAGGGAUGGAUCUAGAUUUAUUUUUUGUGCAGGGAAAAAAAUAUGAGAAAGCUCCUCCAAGCUCCACAGCUGACUGUAAUACACUCUGUGUUAAAACAAAUUAUUAAUCUAUACAGAAACAUUUUUCUGAUAACAAAAUUGGGAUUAAUGAAAUGGUUGACUCCAAAAGGUUUGUGCCCUGGAGGAUAGAUUGUCUAUCUCUCCGACAGCCAUGCCAGCAUUGAUGAACCCUGCUGAGGAGGUGCCAGCCCACAGAAGAAACAGACUGUCGAGAUAAUGAGACACACUAAUCGAGGCACACAGGAGGAUAUUCCAUAAUCAUGCCGCAUUUCAUGGCACGUUCUCAAUGAACUUUCACCAGAGACGUCCAAAAGCACUGGAGCAAAGCUGUUCUGAAAAGAACAUGUCCUCUGACACUUUCCAUUCUCAAAACCCACUAGUAACUAAAAACUAAAUUUUGUGCCCACCAUUUCAAACCUGAUAUCAGAGCAGCCAAAAGAGCAAAGCUGCAAAAACUUGUGUGAUGUGUGCCAUAAUGCAAUAUACAUUAAUAUACUGUACAUUAAUUGUUAUUAUUAAUGGUUAUAUUGUGUAAUGGACUGGGAAAUGGGUUUUGCUACUGGGUGGGGCACUACUGUUGCACCCUGAAUUGCCUUAGUGAACUGUACACUUGGAUUUUUGUGAAGAUGUAAUCUGUGUUGAUACGGAUACGAGUGAUUGCCAAAAGCAAAAAUGUACUGUGAAACAAAAAGACAGGGCAUUGGACCAGCUCAUAUGUAAACACUUUUGCUUGCACAUUAUAUCCUCCAAGCCAAAUUUACAGAGGGAGUAUGUUAACCUGAGAAGAGAGAAAUAAACAGAAAUCCAAUCUAAGAUGUGA